This is a messenger RNA of Arabidopsis thaliana (thale cress), 1052 nucleotides long. Its product is annotated as Plant invertase/pectin methylesterase inhibitor superfamily protein. The record is from RefSeq and is marked reviewed. Gene Ontology annotation, molecular function: enzyme inhibitor activity. Bases 251 to 778 code for a protein of 175 amino acids. The transcript is spliced from 2 exons. NCBI's taxonomy places the organism in Eukaryota, Viridiplantae, Streptophyta, Magnoliopsida, Brassicales, Brassicaceae.
CCAAAUUCUCCAAAAAAAAGCUAACAAUAAGAAGAUUGACCACAUAUUUUGAUCCAUCUUUACUUUUUAGUUUCUAUACAGAGAAUGAAAAUCUGAAAUUCUAAAGAGAGAGUAAAUGGAAAGUAAAACUUAAAGAUUCGCUAAUUUUGAAACAAAUGGGCAUGGGGGUAGUAUCUAACAUACUUGCAAGUAUUAUAUAAACCUAACCACAAUUGAUGAACAAUACAAUACCAAAAUCUGAAUUCUAACGAUGGCUUCUCCCUCCAACUAUUUUUUCCUAGUUUCUCUUGCAGUUCUGUUACCAUUUCUCAUAAUCUUUGCUUCGGCCACAACUUACAUUGACGCCAUAUGUCAAAGUGUUACCGACAAAGCCUUCUGCGCCAAAACUUUGAACGCAUACCCUGCCGCGGGCUCUGCCACCAGCCAGUUUCAAGCAGCUACGGCCACGCUCAACCUAGCCAUUUCUUAUGCCGAUAAGUCUGCGGGUUUCACCGGAAAUGCGGCAAAGGAGAAUCCAACCUUGAAGACGCAAUUUGCAGCGAGUCAAGAUGCCUUUGUGACCAUUAGCAAGUCUCUCAAGAGUGCUGCUUCGGAACUCAAGAUAUCGCCAGACACUGCCAACUAUGAUGUCAUGGUUUGUAGUGACAGCAUAGCGACGGUGAAGAAUUUGGUAGAGAAAAAUACAGACAAUUCGUCAAAGACUGUUAUGACGAUGACAUUGAUGAUGGAGAAACUUCUUACAAUCGCCGUUGGAGCCACUGUCGCUGUUGGCGGAUAAAGACAACGAUAAUUAAGAACAUGUACAUACCAUCUUUCGUUUUACCCUGGUUAAAGGUUGUGGUUAUUUAUUUUACGGUUUUUACCCAAUAAAAAGAUUGUGGUUAUUUUACUUCUUUAUGAUGCAAUGUUUUGUUUUCAAGAUCCAUACAUUUUUUCUUUCGAUGGAACAUCUGUAUGUGAUGAAAACUUGCUUAGUGAAUUUUAAGAUGAUUUGGAAAAAUCUAAGGACCAUUAUAUGUUAUUGGGAUCAUUGAUUUUAAUUAUUCUCGAAA